CAGCUAUAGGACUUUCUGCUUAUGAUAUAAUAUGGCGUGGGAUAAGUUCUGAUACAAGUCAUUUUCAUGUAAUAGUAGCUAGCGGCAGCUACUUUUUAAUGUGUUUUUCUGCCGUGUUGAUUGGUUUAAGGCGUCUGAUAACCGUUAAGAAAGCGUUGCUGGACAUACCAAAAUCGAAAUUGCCUAUUAGUAAAAAGAUUUUGCCAAAAUCUGUGCAUAAUCUCAUUAUGUCUGAGCUGAUACGAGUAUCAAUGAUUUCCCUGGAAAGUGAACCAAAACCCGAAGAUGGCGGUCAGCCGGGAUGGGGUCGACCAGGCACCUCUCUUGACAACAUAAACUUCAAAAUAUCGAUAGUGGAUACGCUCACAUUGAUAGAAAAAAAUGCUUAUGAGCAUUCUCAUCUUAAGCGUCAACCUUCAAUGUCUGCGCAAAGAUUUAUUGAUUUUUUAAUAGAAAAUAAAGCCAUUGACCGUAAUUUAGGGCAUGCCUACGUUGAAGGUUAUGAAAGAGCAAGAUUUAGUGAUGAAGAGAUUCCCGAGGAGCAAUAUACAGAGUUUAUGAAACUAGUAGUGCAACUAUUGCGUAAAUUGGGGUUCAAUGAAAGUUAA
This is a messenger RNA of Acaulospora morrowiae, 608 nucleotides long. Lineage: Eukaryota; Fungi; Glomeromycota; Glomeromycetes; Diversisporales; Acaulosporaceae. The record is from the annotation of a GenBank genome assembly.